AGCUAACUUUUCCAUGAAGGAGAUGCGCAUCUCAGGUGGAUGAGUGGCAAUAGCAUAUUCGGUGACCGCGAGAAGUUACAUUUCUUUUUCUUGCGCUUAUUCAUUCUCUAUUAAGUAUCAGUGAGCGACAAUCGUAAGCAAUGGGGAAGACGAGGACGGGUAAAGCCGCCGCUAUAUGCACGGCGGUGGCAUUCGUUCUGGUGGUGAUUGCAUUUACCACACCCAAUUGGUUGGAGACUGACGGCAAACUGGAUAAUCCGCAAUUUGUCAAGAUUGGUCUUUGGCAAGUGUGUUUCAAAGGCUUCCAGGAUCCACGUCAUCUCUACGACACCAGAUUCUAUGGCUGCUGGUGGGUCUUUGAGGAGGAAUAUUACAUCAUACAUGAUAUACUCUUGCCUGAUUUCUUUGUUGCUACGCAGUUCUUUUUUACGCUGUGCUUGACUUUAUUGCUGAUAGGGAGUUUUCUGACUAUUUUGUACACCUGUUGCUCUCGUCAUCAUGACAAGUAUCAGCUUCUUCUAUGGGCAACAGGUGGUAAUUUAACUUUAGCUGGAAUAUGCGGUGUUAUAUCAGUGAUUAUAUUUGGCGCCAGAGGCGAUGGACGAGACUGGAUGCCCAAUUGGGAGCACAAUGACAUUGGCUGGUCUUUUGCAUUAGCUGUUGUGGGUAGCGUUACUCUGAUAGCAGCUGGUAUUCUGUUCCUAAUCGAAGGUCGCAGGCACAAAAAGAAACAAGAGCGAAUAUUGACUGAGGAACAGAAAACACACACAACCAUUUAGCACAUAUGUACAGACUAAUAUUAAUUUAACACAAAUAAUAUUUUUUUUUGCCAUGUUAAAUAUAAAUUCAAAUAAAACUUUAAAGACUUAUACAUUAGAUUAUAUCUGUACUUUAUAACAUGACAUAUUUUGAAGUUAAAGAUAUAUGCAUAUUUUAAAUUACAUAGAAUAUAUUGAGCUAUUCUGAUAUUAUUACAUUAAGAUUAUAUGUGAAAUGUUAUCUGUAAAAAUGUGAAACGCACAUAUCUGAGAUAAUCCGUCCAUUAUAUUUGUAUCAUUCUAAAAAUGUUUGUAGGAACUAAUUUUUAUAUAUGU
Camponotus floridanus (Florida carpenter ant) is the source of this 1094-nucleotide messenger RNA. RefSeq lists its product as uncharacterized. The record is from RefSeq and is a predicted model, not a curated record. Bases 141 to 779 code for a protein of 212 amino acids. Lineage: Eukaryota; Metazoa; Arthropoda; Insecta; Hymenoptera; Formicidae. Gene Ontology annotation, biological process: regulation of tube size, open tracheal system; septate junction assembly. Gene Ontology annotation, cellular component: septate junction; membrane. The transcript is spliced from 2 exons.